Messenger RNA from Symbiodinium sp. CCMP2592, 936 nucleotides. NCBI's taxonomy places the organism in Eukaryota, Dinophyceae, Suessiales, Symbiodiniaceae. The record is from the annotation of a GenBank genome assembly.
AUGGCUGGUGAUGAGAUUGUUCUUCAGAACGACAGUCUGAUGGCGGGCGACAACGCGACGGUGUGUCCUUGCUUUGUUGCUGGAGAGGAAGCCGCGGUUUGGCUGACUUCGCCUUGUGAUGGUGCGAUUGUGGGAUUCCAGAUUUUCUGGAGAUCACUGCUCGGCGGAUCACCGAUCUCGCUUGAAGAUUCGAUCAUCGUGUACGAGGGUGGGAACUUCCCGAAUCCGGGUCCAGUGAAGGAAGAACUGCUUGCGCCGGCGCUGCAGGAUGGUGGACUCAACGAGUUCCGUUUCGAGGACGAGAACCAAACGAUCCCGAUUAAUAUCCCAGUGAGCGCGAACGAGGAGUUCGUGUUGUCGCUCAAGUUCUUUAAUGACUCAACGCUUACUGGUCCGAGUGUUUUGUUCGAUGAUUCAGGGAUCACUCCCAACAAAAACGCGGUGCGGAUUUCGAGCGGUCAAUGGCGCUCUUCAGAAUCACUCAAUGUCAGCGGUGAUUGGAUUAUCCGUGCGAUCGUUGAGUGCAGCGGUGAACAAGUCGGCGCCGCGUGUAUGCAAGACGGCUCGUGCAUGGACGGCUUAACCGAAGCAGAAGCGGUCAUGCUCGGUGGUGUCUGGAGCGGUCCAGGGACAGCGUGCGAUUCGAUCCAGUGCUUGGGCGCCUGUUUCAUCCCGGCGACUGGUGCGUGCACACAGUUCGAUGCGUUUACAUGCAACAUCGUUGGCGGCGACUGGUUCGGUCCGGGUUCGACCGAAUGUGUCGAAGCGUGUCCUGCGGACCUGACGAUGGACGGCAUGCUCAACUUCCUCGAUGUGUCCGAUUUCUUGGGUGCAUUUUCAGCGAGCGAUCCGGUCGCGGACUUUGAACCUGAUGGGAGCUUUAACUUCCUUGAUGUGUCAGCAUUCCUCGCGGCAUACGCGAAGGGUUGCCCAUAA